Messenger RNA from Clonostachys rhizophaga, 2253 nucleotides. Lineage: Eukaryota; Fungi; Ascomycota; Sordariomycetes; Hypocreales; Bionectriaceae. The record is from the annotation of a GenBank genome assembly.
AUGGCUCCCUCCGCCAUCGACCAGUCUGCCGCGGCAGCACCGCCAGACACCAAAACAUACCCGCCGGCCAAGAUCUUCCCCGUGAAGGAGACGCGAUUCGAGAAAUACAUUGAGCCCGAAACCGGCGGACGCAACAAGGCACUCCAGCAACCAGACAGCGCCGCCAUCGUUAUUGACAAUGGAUCGCACGCAGUACGGGCAGGAUGGUCUUUCGAGAAACAGCCACGCUUCAGCAUGCCCCCGAUCAUGUCCAAGUAUCGCGACCGCAAGCUGGGGAAGACCUUCUCCUUUGCCGGCUCUGACUGCUACGCCGACACGACGGCGCGAGGCCACAUCCGAAAUGCUUUCGAGGCGGGGACGGGGAUUGUCAGCAACUGGGAUGCUAUGGAGCACGUCCUCGACUAUGUGUUCCUGAAGCUUGGGAUGAACGACGCUGAUGGCUCCAUCGAUGCUCCGGUGGUCAUGACGGAGGCAGUGGCAAACCUCCCCUAUUCAAGGAAAUCUAUGACGGAAAUCCUCUUUGAGUGCUACGGAGCGCCAUCUCUCGCCUACGGCAUCGACUCUCUCUUCUCCUAUAGACACAACAAAGGCACGACCGGCCUGGUGAUAUCGUCUUCAUACACAUCUACACACGUCAUACCCGUCUACAACUCGAAAGCCUUGCUGAGACAGACGACGAGAUUAAAUUGGGGCGGUUACCACUCAGCCGAAUACUUGUUGAAGCUCAUCCGGCUAAAAUAUCCUGCUUUCACGGGCAAGCUCAACUCUUCCCAAGCAGAGCACAUGGUAAAGGAGUACUGCUAUCUAUCGCGGGACUACGACCAGGAGCUUAAGGGCUACCUCGACUGGACGGGCCUCGAAGACCGCGACAUCGUCAUCCAAUAUCCAUAUACCGAAGAGGUCAUCGUACAGAAGAGCGAGGAGGAGCUGGCAAGAAUAGCGGAGCGCAAGAAGGAGAGCGGGCGGAGACUACAGGAGCAGGCGGCCAAGAUGCGACUCGAAAAGCUCAUGAAGAAGGAGCAGGAUCUCGAAUAUUACAAGCAGCUUCAGGGCAAACUGGUGGACGAGACCAAAAAGGAGACGAGACGACUUCUCGACAGCCACGAUAUAAAGCACGAGGCUGAGCUUGAGAAGAUCAUCAAAGAGUUGGAAAAGGGCAUAAAGAAGGCUCGUACUAAGGAUGUGGGCGGCGACCCCGAGGAGAACGAGGAGCAGCCGGACUUCAGCCUGUUAGAAAUCCCCGACGACCAACUCGAUGAGGCACAGAUAAAGCAGAAACGGCAGCAGCGUCUUAUGAAAUCAAACCACGAGGCGCGAGCCCGUGCCAAGGCCGAGAAAGAGGCUGAAAAAGCACGUGUCGCCGAAGAGGAGCGCUUGGAUAACGAGCGCCGAGAGAACGAUUUGGAGAGCUGGCUGGACGAGAAGCGCCAAGUCCACGCGGAUACCCUGGCGAAGAUGAAGGAGCGCGACCGCCUGAAGCAGGACCUCGGAAACCGCAAGUCCCUCGCCUCGCAAAUCCGCAUGAAGAGCAUCGCCAACCUGGCCUCCGACCAACCCGGCAAGAAGCGACGCCGCGGCGGAGACGACGACAACUUUGGAGCCAACGACGACGACUGGGGUGUAUAUCGCCAGAUCGCCGUCGGCGAGAACAGCGACGACGAGCAGGAGGAGGAAGACCUCAUGUCCAACCUCAAGUCCGUCGAGCAGGAGCUCCUCAAGUACGACCCCAACUUCGACUACGAGCAGACCCACGAGGCCCAGUCGGACUGGUCCAAGUCCCUCCUGCACGCCUUCGCCCGCGGGCCCCGCCCGUUCGACCCUGCCUCCCAGGCGGAGCUGAACCAGAUCCAUCUCAACGUCGAGCGCAUCCGCGUCCCCGAGGUCGUCUUCCGGCCCUCCAUCGCGGGAGUCGACCAGGCCGGCCUCAUCGACAUCGCCGGCGACAUCCUCAACCAGCGCCUCACGGGACUCGCCAACCACGAGGACUUCCUCCGCGACAUAUUCCUCACCGGCGGUAACACGCUGUUCCAGAACUUUGACGAGCGCGUACGCGAGGGUCUCAGGUCCCUGCUACCUGCCGACUCCCCGAUCAAGGUACGUCGUGCAGACGACGCCCUGCUGGACGCCUGGAAAGGCGCAGCGGGCUGGGCGGGAACACCGGCGUGGAAGGCAGCGAAGAUCUCUCGUGAGGAGUAUCAGGAGAAGGGUCCCGACUACAUCAAGGAACACGACAUGGGAAAUUCUUACGCGUAG